This is a messenger RNA of Mesitornis unicolor (brown roatelo), 1983 nucleotides long. RefSeq names its product rhophilin, Rho GTPase binding protein 2 (gene RHPN2). Gene Ontology annotation, biological process: negative regulation of stress fiber assembly; signal transduction. The annotation marks the transcript as partial. NCBI's taxonomy places the organism in Eukaryota, Metazoa, Chordata, Aves, Mesitornithiformes, Mesitornithidae. The transcript has 14 exons. Gene Ontology annotation, molecular function: protein binding. The record is from RefSeq and is a predicted model, not a curated record.
GGCUGUAACCCUCUUGCAGAGACUGGUCGAAGCAAACUGCAAAAUCAAAGAGCUGUCCUAAACCAACAGAUCUUAAGAGCAGUAAGAUUGAGAGCUGGUGCUGAAAAUCUUUUAAGAGCAACUACCAACAACAAAGUACGAGAACAUGUACUACUGGAACUGAGUUUUGUAAACUCAGACCUGCAGAUCUUAAAGGAAGAAUUGGAAGGACUUAACAUCUCAGUAGAAGUUUAUCAAAAUACAGAAGAGACUUUCAGCAUUCCCUUGGUACCUCUUGGCCUGAAGGAAACCAAAGAAGUAGACUUUACACUUCCCCUCAAGGACUUUAUUUUGGAACAUUAUAGUGAAGACAGUUCUGAGUAUGAAGACGAAAUAGCGGAUCUCAUGGAUCUGAGACAAGCCUGCCGUACUCCUAGCCGAGAUGAAGCUGGCAUUGAGAUGUUGAUAAGCUAUUUCCUUCAACUUGGUUAUGUAGAAAACAGAUUUUUCCCACCCACCAGGCAUAUGGGAGUUUUAUUUACAUGGUAUGACUCCUUCACAGGUGUCCCAGUGUGUCAGCAAAAUCUCUUGCUUGAAAAAGCUAGUAUUUUAUUCAACAUUGGAGCUGUCUACACCCAGAUUGGAACAAGAUGCAAUCGGCAGACGCAGGCUGGACUUGAAAAUGCUGUUGAUGCUUUUCAGAGAGCUGCAGGAGUCCUAAACUACUUAAAGGAGACCUUUACUCACACACCAAGUUAUGAUAUGAGCCCAGCUAUGCUGAAUGUACUAGUAAAAAUGAUGCUUGCGCAAGCUCAGGAGUGUGUUUUUGAGCAGAUUGGUCUUCCUGGAAUACGCAAUGAGUUUUUCAUACUAGUGAAAAUGACACAGGAAGUUGCCAAGGUGGGAGAGGUUUACAUGCUGGUUAACACUGCAAUGAAUCAGGAACCAGUGAAAGAGAAUAUCCCCUAUUCCUGGUCUAAACUGGCACAAAUAAAGUCAGACCAUUAUAGAGCUCUGGCACAUUACUUCAUUGCCACCGUUCUGUGUGACCAUGAAUUGCAGUCCGGUGAUGAUGAAGAUCAGCAGGAGAAAGCCUUGUCCCAGCUGUAUGACCACAUGCCUGAAGGACUGAUGGUUCUCACCAUUUUAAAGGACAAAGCGCAGAGAAAACAAUUAGGGAAAGCACAUUUACGCAAAGCCAUUGUUUGCCAUGAAGAAGCUCUAAGGGUCUGUGGGCUGUGCAAAAAGCUUCGAAACAUUGAUGUUCUUCAGGAGGUUUUGACAGCUGCACAUAAGCGCUCACUUCUCAAAUAUUCUCAGCAGGAGAUGGAAGAUGACUUUCUCAGUCUAAACCAAGCUCCAGAUAUCCUUCCUAAAACGGAGCAUAAAAUAGAAGCAAUUGCUCCUCAGUUUUCCAAGGUGAAGGUUAAAGACUUCUUUCACAGACUGGGCCCACUGACAGUAUUCUCAGCCAAACAGAGAUGGACAGCUCCACGUACCAUUCGCAUCCACCAUGAAGCAGGAGAGCUAGGAUUCAGUCUUAAAGGAGGUGCACCAGUGCAGAUUCACUGUCUUGAUCCAGUUUGUUCUGCAGCAUCAAUGGGCCUAAAAGAAGGUGACUACAUAGUUUCAGUUGGUGGUGUGGAUUGCAAGUGGCUUGGAGUGAAUGAAGUGCUGGAAAAAUUCAAAAGCGGGGGAGAGCAGCCCAUUGAGAUUGAGGUUAUCAGUUGCCAGGAUACAGCGGCAUCUAUGCAUAGUAAGAGUGCAACUUACUCUGUGGGAAUGCAGAAGACAUACUCUUUAAUCUGUUUAGCCAUGGAGGAGGAUAAGAUUGAUCAGACCAAGAAAGCCCCACUGAAACUGCCUUUUCUAAGCUGGGGAACUAAAAAUAGACAGAAGGCUGCAAGCACCCUCUGCCUGCCUUCAGCUGUGGCUGGAAGUUCUCAGAUUAAGAAGAAGGUUUCUCCCUUCACAUUUCUGAAUACGGAAAGUUCAUUGUACUGA